CCAAAAUUAAACCAACAACCAUAUGUUCUUUCCUUUUGUGGGCUCUGUUCUGCUCUCCUCUUUCUAUUUCUAUUUUUCUUUUUUUGGAACUUCUUCCAAUUUCUCUCUCUCUUCUCUCUCUUUCGAUCAAAAUCACAUUUCUUUCUCCCCCGAGAUCUCGCGCGACCUGUUUUCACUUAGAUUUUUUGUUUUGUUUGUUGGAUAAGGCUGCAGAAAAUGGGAAGGGGAAAGAUCGCGAUCAAGAGGAUCGAUAACUCCACGAGCCGUCAGGUCACUUUCUCGAAGCGAAGGAACGGAUUGCUGAAGAAAGCAAAGGAGCUUGCGAUUCUGUGCGAUGCAGAGGUCGGUGUCAUCAUCUUCUCCAGCACCGGCAGGCUCUACGAUUUCUCCAGCUCCAGCAUGAAAUCGGUGAUAGAGAGAUACAGGGAUGCCAAAGGGGAUUCCAAUUUGGAAAGUAGUCCAGCUUCAGAAAUCAAGUUUUGGCAAAAGGAGUCCGCUAUUCUAAAGCGACAGCUACAUAACUUGCAAGAAAACCACCGGCAAAUGAUGGGGGAAGAGCUCUCUGGACUAAGUGUAGAAGAUUUACAGAAAUUGGAGAAUCAGCUUGAAUUGAGCCUUCGUGGCGUACGAAUGAAAAAGGAUCAAAUGUUAGUCGAAGAAAUCCAAGAACUGUACCGUGAGGGGAAUCUCGUGCACCAAGAGAAUUUAGACCUCCACAAGAAAGUAAACUUAAUGCACCAAAAAAAUAUAGAAUUACAGAAAAAGGUUUCAGAGGUUGAGGGUGUGAAAAGCGCAGACAAAAGUUCUCUUCUCACAAAUGGUCUAGACAUGAUCAGAGAUAACUCGAGCGAACAUGUCCAUCUUCAGCUCAGCCAACCGCAGCAUGAUGAGACACAGGCUAAAGCUAUCCAACAAAGCUAUUUUUCCUUCAUUGCAUAAUAUAGUUCAAUCAAUUAACUGUAUGUAGCAGCUUGCCACUGCAUAAGCAAAGAAACAGGAACAUGUCUGAUAAUUUCCAUUUCGAUCAAACACCAGCUUUGUUUCUUUUCUUAACUCUUCUUUCUCUUUGCAUAGAACAUUGGUUUGGCGUUUAACUAUGUACUGUGAUGGUCAAAGAAUGUAGUGUUGUUAGACAUAUAUUAUAUUACUAAAUAAUA
Molecule: messenger RNA, 1157 nt
Organism: Eutrema salsugineum
Lineage: Eukaryota; Viridiplantae; Streptophyta; Magnoliopsida; Brassicales; Brassicaceae
Product: agamous-like MADS-box protein AGL16
Exons: 8
Coding region: 217-939 (240 amino acids)
Biological process (GO): positive regulation of transcription by RNA polymerase II
Cellular component (GO): nucleus
Molecular function (GO): DNA-binding transcription factor activity, RNA polymerase II-specific; protein dimerization activity; RNA polymerase II cis-regulatory region sequence-specific DNA binding
Source: RefSeq, a predicted model, not a curated record